Messenger RNA from Ctenocephalides felis (cat flea), 939 nucleotides. RefSeq lists its product as uncharacterized. The transcript has 3 exons. The coding region runs from base 1 to 939 and encodes 312 amino acids. The record is from RefSeq and is a predicted model, not a curated record. NCBI's taxonomy places the organism in Eukaryota, Metazoa, Arthropoda, Insecta, Siphonaptera, Pulicidae.
AUGGCGCACCCAAUAUAUCUUGAACCUAAAUACCACAGGUUGCCGCCUGUAAUAUACGCGCAAGAGCGAGACGCACAACUGGCCAGUGAACUAGUGGGGAUUGCUGGUCAGAAAAAAAUAAUAUAUAGUGGAAAUACCCACAUAAUUGGUGACCCCGACGAGUGGACAACCGCAUAUAAAAAAAAACUUCAAGCAUGGAUUCAGAAGAACAGCCCGGAUCUCUGGUUUUCACAAAUUGAAGCACAGUUUGACAUCGCAACAAUAACCAAUGAGAACACAAGAUUCUCAUAUGUAAUCGCAAACCUCGAGGAGAAACAGGCUCGAGAAGUAGAAGAUGUCAUUAAACAACCGCCGACAGAAAACCCCUACUCCUACUUGAAGAAAGUACUUAUAAGCAGACUAUGUGCUUCGGAAGAAACCAGAAUCAAACAAAUCCUCUUUGAAGAAGAGUUAGGAGAUCGCCGUCCAUCGCAGUUUCUUCGACAUUUACGUUCCCUUGCUGGCCACACGACAAUCGGUGAAAGCAUGUUCAGAUCACUAUGGAUGCAAAGGCUUCCUGCGUACAUACGCGCCAUACUGCAAACACAAUGCGACCUGCCUCUAGAUAAACUAGCAGCUACCGCAGAUAAAAUUUUAGAGGUACAGCCGUUAAUCCACCACGUAGAUUCAACCAAGCAAGUGCACUAUAAUAAACCUUCUGAGCAACGCCAGAGUGAUCAACUGGAAGAAUUAACCAAGCAAGUACGCGACUUACAGAAACAAAUUCGAUAUUUAAAUCAAAAAGGAAGAUCAAGAUCAAAAAGUAGAGAACGGGUGGAAUACACAAAAUGUUGGUACCAUAAUCAAUUCGGCAGAAAAGCAAGAAAAUGUCAGGCACCCUGCUCCUGGAAUAUGUACCGUAAAACAUCCAAUACAAAAAACGAGGAAAAAGAUCAGUAA